Molecule: messenger RNA, 2171 nt
Organism: Ipomoea triloba (trilobed morning glory)
Lineage: Eukaryota; Viridiplantae; Streptophyta; Magnoliopsida; Solanales; Convolvulaceae
Product: sodium/hydrogen exchanger 6-like
Exons: 22
Coding region: 264-1862 (532 amino acids)
Biological process (GO): sodium ion transport; proton transmembrane transport; regulation of pH
Cellular component (GO): membrane; endosome
Molecular function (GO): sodium:proton antiporter activity
Source: RefSeq, a predicted model, not a curated record
UAAAAACAAGUUGAAAAAACCACUUUUCUACAAUAAUACGAUAUCUGACCCUCGCGGUACAAAUACGCCUACCGGAAUCGUAGAACCGUCGGCGUACGGAAUUUCAUCUCCAGGGCUUGGACCUCAGAGUAGAAGAGUCCAGUGACGAUCGUCAUCAUAGCCAUCAGUGCGUUGUAGUUUGUUUGCUUUUUCUCAUUUUCUGAGAGAUCGGCCCAUCACCGGAAAUCGUCUCUUUUUCCGUUGGUCCGGGCCGGAAUUUUGCAAUGGAAGAGCCGCUGCUCCUCCAGAUUUCCCCGACGGAUGCUCGGGGAAGCCCCGGGAAGGAACAGCAAGCCGCCGGAGUGGGAAUCCUUCUGCAGAUCAUGAUGCUCGUUCUCUCCUUCGUCCUCGGCCACGUCCUCCGCCGCCAUCGGUUCUACUAUCUACCAGAAGCUAGUGCCUCACUUUUGAUCGGUCUAAUUGUAGGUGGCUUGGCUAACAUUUCAGAUACUGAAACAAGCAUUAGGGCAUGGUUUAACUUUCACGAGGAAUUUUUCUUCCUCUUUCUGUUGCCUCCUAUCAUAUUUCAGUCAGGAUUCAGUUUGUCUCCUAAACCGUUCUUUUCAAACUUUGGAGCAAUUGUGACAUUUGCCAUAUUCGGAACAUUUAUUGCUUCAAUGGUUACAGGUGUCUUGGUUUACAUUGGCGGAGUGAUUUUACUCAUGUACAAACUUCCUUUUCUUGAGUGUCUGAUGUUUGGGUCCCUUAUAUCAGCAACCGAUCCUGUCACUGUUCUGUCCAUAUUUCAGGAGCUUGGCACAGAUGUCAACCUUUAUGCAUUGGUGUUUGGUGAAUCUGUUUUAAAUGAUGCAAUGGCAAUUUCUCUAUACAGGACGAUGUCAUUAGUGAGAAGCAAUACCUCGUCUGGACAGAACUUUUUUAUGAUCAUUGUCCGAUUUAUAGAGACAUUUUUUGGAUCAAUGUCAGCAGGUGUUGGUGUUGGAUUCAUUUCAGCUCUGCUUUUCAAAUAUGCUGGAUUGGAUAUUGACAAUCUUCAGAACUUGGAGUGUUGUCUGUUUGUCCUUUUCCCAUAUUUCUCUUACAUGUUGGCGGAAGGUCUUGGUCUUUCUGGCAUUGUGUCUAUACUGUUCACUGGAAUUGUAAUGAAACGCUACACAUACUCAAAUUUGUCAGACAGUUCUCAGCGAUUUGUAUCUUCAUUUUUUCAUCUGAUAUCUUCCUUGGCUGAGACAUUUGUAUUUAUAUAUAUGGGAUUUGAUAUAGCAAUGGAACAACAUAGUUGGUCACAUGUUGGAUUUAUUUUCUUCUCAAUUCUAUUCAUUGGAAUUGCUAGGGCUGCAAAUGUGUUUGGCUGUGCUUAUCUGGUGAAUCUGGUAAGACCUGCAAAUCGAAAAAUACCACCAAAACAUCAGAAAGCACUCUGGUACAGUGGACUUCGAGGGGCUAUGGCUUUUGCCCUUGCUUUACAGUCAGUUCAUGAUCUCCCCGAAGGGCAUGGUCAGACAAUUUUCACUGCAACCACAGCAAUUAUUGUUUUGACGGUCUUGAUAAUUGGUGGAUCAACAGGUACUAUGUUGGAAGCUUUAGAUGUCGUUGGUGAUGAUUAUGACAGCUCCUUGGGGACCUUGGGUGAAAGAUUAGAGGGAAGUAAUGGCUAUAUUGCGCCUUCUUAUGAUGAGGAGCCAUCAUCUGGAAGUAGGUUCAAGAUGAAACUAAAAGAGUUCCACAAGAGCACUUCAUCAUUUACAGCAAUAGAUAGGAACUACCUAACUCCAUUCUUUACAACUCAAAAUGGUGAUGAGGAUGAACAAGAGGAGCUGUUCAGCAAUUCCAGAAGACCAAGAUAUAGCGGCCAUAGCUAAAAUUUUCAGCUGACAGGAACUCAGACACGCGCUCAUAACAAAAGAUUGAAACAACUUUGUAUAAAGUACCAAAAAAAAAAGAAAGGAGAAGAGAUACAUGAGAUCAGUGAUGGUUCAUGUUCAGAAUUUUAAUUCUUAUAUAAGGGGUAAAUACUUGUAGGUGUUGAUUCAUGAGAGCAAAGAGGGGUUAACACGUAAUGUAGUAAAAAUAUGUAGUGGGAUCUAUACAAUUAGGCUUUAUGAUGGAUUAUAUUGUUUGUAAAUGAUGCUUUAUUUGGGUGUCCUUCAUAUUAAAGUGCUGUUGAACUA